Molecule: messenger RNA, 450 nt
Organism: Austrofundulus limnaeus
Lineage: Eukaryota; Metazoa; Chordata; Actinopteri; Cyprinodontiformes; Rivulidae
Gene: mrps23
Product: mitochondrial ribosomal protein S23
Biological process (GO): translation
Cellular component (GO): mitochondrion; ribosome
Molecular function (GO): structural constituent of ribosome
Source: RefSeq, a predicted model, not a curated record
GAGGUUUUUUGACCAAUAUGGGACUGGUCCCUUGGCCUUCAACUUGUUAAAACCAAACUUUGUAUCCACAUGUCAAAGGUUUGUCAUGUGCUACACAGACUUACAGACAAACAGCUGUGGUGAAGUCAAACCCUCUGACCUGUUCGACAGGACCACAAAGACCUUAGAGGCUGAGGGGGUCGUCCUCAAAAAGAGAGAGCAUCACCGGAGAGCGUCCAGGAUCCAGGACUCUGAGGAAAACUGAGUUGAAGCUCUUGUUUUAAGGAAACGAAGCAGAUGAAUAUUUGUCAGCAUCACUUCCUGCUUUGUUCCUAAAACUUGUUGUUGUGAGAUUUAGUGUCAUUUUUCCUGUUUCCUCUGCUCAUCGUUCAUCUACAGGAACAAUGUCAGAAUCUGUCCUGAACUUAUAUGACUGUCUGGAUGUGACUGAAAUAAAAACAAUGAGAGAAA